Messenger RNA from Musa acuminata AAA Group (dessert banana), 1518 nucleotides. RefSeq names its product transcription factor bHLH153. The coding region runs from base 923 to 1384 and encodes 153 amino acids. Lineage: Eukaryota; Viridiplantae; Streptophyta; Magnoliopsida; Zingiberales; Musaceae. The record is from RefSeq and is a predicted model, not a curated record. The transcript has 5 exons. Gene Ontology annotation, biological process: regulation of transcription by RNA polymerase II. Gene Ontology annotation, molecular function: protein dimerization activity; RNA polymerase II cis-regulatory region sequence-specific DNA binding; DNA-binding transcription factor activity, RNA polymerase II-specific. Gene Ontology annotation, cellular component: nucleus.
CCCAUACUUAAAACCCCCUCCCACCCCUCACCUGUAGCAAGCUCUCUCUCCUCCUCCUCCUCCUCCUCCUCUGUCACACGACGGUUCAUUUUGAUCAAGAAUCAGGCUUAUCUUCCAUGUAUUUCUGAUCCUGGUAAGUAUCUCUCUCUCUCCUUCCGUCUCUCGGUUAUUACUCAUCACUUCGGACCUUAGGAGGUGUAGGUAGGUGAGAGAUGGAGGACACAGACUAGUGACGCUACUCCUUGUGGUACACUCUUAGAGCUUAUUGGGAGGGACCUAAUGUAAUAUGAAUCAUAGAACAUGGGGAGGCAAGUGAAGGGAUCUUUUGACACUAAGAACGCCCAUAUCUAGUACGCAAGUGCCAUUACAAGCUUCUCUAAGCCUAGUUUGGGAUCCAAGGUGUAGCUGUUGACAAUGAUGAGUUCAAACAGUUCAUUUCUACUACCAACAAUAUCUCCGGACCAGGUCAGUAUUUUCCUAAGCACCAAGGUCACAGAGGGCUCUAAUUUGAUGGAGUUGAUAAAAAGCUAUCUCUCUCUCUCUCCCUCUCUCUCUCUCUGUGCCUAGUGAAGUUUUCAGACAUGGGUGGGUUUACCCUGUGAUGGCAUCUCUAGAAGCAAAAGGUAAAAACGGUGACGAGGAAACAGAUGCAAUAUAAUCGUAGGGGGUAAGAAGACGAGCACAAUAUAAUAUAUUAGAAUAGGAGGCAGCAAGACGGGAACGAGGAGACGUACCAUUUCGUCAAAGAUUAAUCGCAGCACUUGGUCAAAAGCUGACGGCCAUUCUGAUAAGAUCUUGCAGUCUCGAAAUCUGACCCUGAAUACACGUUUUUUUUUAUCUUCCGGGACAGGAGCUCUUAAUCCACGCACUUAACACGAGAUGUCCGUGACAGUGUAGCAGCAGCAAGAAGAAGAAGAAGAAGAUGAUGAUGAUGACAGAAGUGGCAGAUCACAAACGAGCAAGCCAUGAUGGCUUCGUUCUUCGCGACAUGAGCGGUUCAUCGAGAAGUCACAAUGACAGCAGUGGCGGAAAGAGGCCCAAAACUAGCGAUGGUGGAAGAGGAGCUGCUACGUCCACCAAGGAGAAGGACAGGAUGGGAGAGAGAGUGGCAAAGUUGCAACAACUGGUCUCGCCUUUUGGGAAGUCAGACACAGCAUCUGUUCUUUCGGAGGCCACUGCAUACAUUAAAUUCCUCCAUGAACAACUCCAGGUGCUCUGUGCUCCAUAUCUCAGGAAGGCAGUGACAGGGAAGAUGGAGGGGGAUGAUCAUUACAGCCUCAGAAGCCGUGGCCUGUGUCUUGUGCCGCUGUCCUCCACAUUCCAGAUUGCCCGAAGCAAUGGCGCUGAUCUCUGGGCACCAGUAAACACGAAUAGAAAACCAUAGGACUACUGCUUGCUCGGGGCACUGUAAAAGGGCAGAUGGUUUCUAACUCGAUUCAUUUCAUUCCCUCUUCUGACCUGAGAACUCCUGUUCAUUGUAGAUAUCUUACACUCAGUAAACUGAUAUUGUAUUUGUCC